Molecule: messenger RNA, 2967 nt
Organism: Anopheles funestus (African malaria mosquito)
Lineage: Eukaryota; Metazoa; Arthropoda; Insecta; Diptera; Culicidae
Product: all trans-polyprenyl-diphosphate synthase PDSS1-like
Exons: 2
Coding region: 113-1318 (401 amino acids)
Biological process (GO): ubiquinone biosynthetic process; isoprenoid biosynthetic process
Cellular component (GO): transferase complex; mitochondrion
Molecular function (GO): prenyltransferase activity
Source: RefSeq, a predicted model, not a curated record
UGACAUGUUUUGGGUCAUUCGAUAUCAUCAGAUAUCAUCCGGUUAAGUUUAGAUUUAGAGUGUUUUUUAACUUAUUUCUUGGUGCAAGAUUAGAAUAAGUAUUGGAUCUUUGAUGACUAUGUUGCUGGUUGGUAAACGGACCUUAAUGAUGCUAUGCAGAUUCUCAAACACGUUGUUCGGGUCUACGGUCGCAUCCAGGACUAAAGCGACUGGCUACAAUCGAAGGCCUGUCAUCGGCUCACUAUUCCAAAGGAAGGAAAAAUACAAAUCCAUCCCCAUGCUUCAUCGCUGUAUGCACAAUCAAGAAGAUACCAACAAGACCCCAAAGUCAAUCGAAACUGACCCAUACAUACUGCUGAAAGAUGAUCUGGAAUACAUCUACGAAGAUAUCCGGCAGGAACUAAAUCGUGCGACAACCCAUAUAGAGCUCAACAAAAUGGCGACAUAUUACUUCGACGGACAGGGUAAAGCAUUCCGGCCGAUGGUUACAAUACUGAUGGCGAAGGCACUGAACUACCAUAUCGGCAAUGAAAAUAAGAACAUAUCCAACGCUCAACGACAGAUAGCAAUGGUUUCGGAGAUGAUUCACACCGCAAGCCUGGUGCACGAUGACGUGAUCGACCAGUCGUUUGCUAGACGAGGCAAACCGAGUGUUAACGUGUUGUGGAAUCACAAACAGUUGGCACUGGUCGGUGACUUUAUUAUAGCCGUCACAUCGAUGCUACUGGCCCGCCUAAAGCAUGAUGAAGUAACACUGAUAAUCAGCCAAACCUUAACAGAUUUGGUACAGGGCGAGUUCAUGCAACUGUACUCGGCGGACACGGAAAACGACCGUUUUGCACACUAUUUCACGAAAACGUACAGGAAGACGGCCUCCCUGAUAGCGAACUGUUUGAAGGCCGUGGGUGUACUGUCCGGUGUGGACAAACAUACGGUAGAGCUAAGCUAUCAAUAUGGACGUAAUAUUGGACUCGCCUUCCAGCUCGUCGAUGAUCUGUUGGACUUUGUCUCCAGCUCGGAAGUGCUGGGUAAACCGGUAGCGGUCGAUCUGAAGCUCGGUCUUGCCACUGCUCCGGUACUGUUCGCUUGCGAGGAGUUCCCCGAGCUGAAUUUAUUGAUUCAUCGUCGCUUCCGUGAACCGGGAGAUGUUGAGCGAGCCUUUGAAAUGGUACAUAAGUCACAGGGUUUCGAGCAGACACGCUUCCUUGUCCAAAGACACUGUAUGGAGGCUCGCCGAUUAGCAUCUCUGCUUUGUGGAUCUCCUUAUCAGAUGGGUCUUAUCGUGGUUAGCGAUAUGAUCCUUAAACGGAUGAAUUAGAACAGUGUAGACCCGUAAGUAGAGUCAUCGAAAUACUUAAAUACUAGUCAUGUUUAGAUUUUGUUCUCCCCAACUACAUUAACCUCCUUCGCUAUUCAGUGGAUGCUCUACGUUGAAGGUAAUUAAAUGGAGUUGAUGAAGUUUGGUUUAAUUUUCUCCAUUAUUGCUACCAAAUUUGCACUUACGAUCGUUAAAAGAAAUGCAGAAGCGAUACGGAUCCUUAUUCCUCAUUGUGCAACCCACAUCAACAUCAACAAUUUUCGUUCUUAAUUGUAUUUUUACGCGCCCAAGCAUAUCUGCAAUGGCAGCGAUUCGGUAUGGUAGAAAAAUGUAUACCAAUCAUUAUGUCCGAAGAAUGUCGAUCAUUAACAUGCACCGGGCUGUAAUGGUAUAAAGUGUAAACCUCACGCACUCCGGUUUUAUUAGCCAUUUUCUCAGCCUUUGUCUAUCUUUCUCAUUUUCCCAUUCUUAGAAAUUUGUUAGUUGAUCGUUUGAGCGAUCUAGUUUGACGCCAAUGCCAACGGUUCCAUUGACCAAUCCGUCUGUUUAGGCGAGCGUCAAGCAGCGAAACCCAUCUGCCUGUGGAGAUCUCUACAAUCAAACGGCGGGGGGAGUCUGUUUGAAUUUUUCCUUUCCUUCCCAUCCCGUUUGCAGUGGCGUUUCCCAAUUAGAGUGGCCCGAAGGUAAGAAUGCACUACCGAAUCGGUGAGCCCUUCAGGGUGGGCUUGCAUUUCGUGGAAUCGGUAGGUGUGGUGUAACCACCGUGAACGUGUGGCAUCAAAGUACUUGUAUACAAACACAUAAACGCACAAACAUACACACUCGUAAAUAUAUCCAAGGAUCGGAUCGCAUCUGGUUCAUCCUCUGGAUAGUGUGGAAGACUGAGAUCGGAACGAAGGGCACCGCCACUAACCGCAUAACCGCUUAAACCAACUCGAUUUCCGAUGCGCUCACUGUGUCCUCCCGAACAUGUAACACAGUGCGGAAUGUUGUGGACAAAAUGUUUCAUUAUUUUGACAAAGAUCUGUAAGGCGUUAACUAAACCAAAGAUAAUUUAUUGUUAGCUUACAAUUGGAUUUGAAUUAGGUCGAACUGAUGCAGGAAAUUUCCAGUGAUAGAAAAAGUUAUAAGAUAAGUUUUUUUGGAUAACGUUGUGCCAUAAGAAAAUAACAAUUGAAAAAAUUACCAGAUUACCUGAAUAAUGACGUUCCUUCUUUUUUUUGACACUACAACUUGACGAGGUCCUUCCCAGCCAUUCUUAGGUUUCUUUAACUUUAAUGGCCCUCAUCGAGAAAAUCAGUUGAUUUGUUACAUUAACUCAUUCUGCGUUUAGUGUGAUUCCAAUUGGAUCUCUUAUCCUUUCUAACAGGAAAAUACCAAAUAAUCUAAGAAUCAAAAAACUUUGAUAGCACAAUAAAGACACAAAGAUCUAGUUUAGAGUAGUAUCAACAAAUAGUGUAACGUAAACAAAUUUAGAAUGAAAUAUCAUCUUAUUAAUAUUUAUAAGAAGAAUAAAUAGGAGUGAUUUACCCUACAAAAAUGAAAGACAAAAAUAUCUGUGAUUUAUUUGAUUUUAUUUUUCACAUUAAAUUAUAUUAUUUCACUAAAUCAUCUUUAAUGUUCCAAAUUUUAGAUACUUACACAUUCAA